AUCAGAACAGACAGUCACGUUAAGUUGGGAACCAGCAAGGAACAAAGUCUGAUUGAAGCCUCCGCACUGAGGAUGAACCGCAACACAUCAAUCUGUCACCAGGGAAAGCUGCGACCUUCACCCUGUUAAACCCAGCAUGCAGUAGGGCGCUCUGUCCCCACUCACUAGGCUACUGUUAGCUGCUCCGCUCCAGAAACCAUUAACUUCACUAAUUACGCUGGAUAAGUCCCAUUCAGUGAAACAAAUCGUGUAAAUGUUGCAUCUUCCAUCGUGACCUAGGCAUCACAGCAUGCCAGAGGACUACCUGAAAGAAUCAGAGUACAACCCCUGGCGUCUCCAUGGCGACUAAUGGCCUAAAGGGUUCCCCUUCCACCCCGGAGAACCUUCCACCCAAGAAGAGGAACCCGAGAGAGAGCCAGUGCUCCGCCUCGGCCGAGCCUGUCUUCAAGACUCCUUCUCCCUUCUGGAAGCAGAACGGACUCAAGGCGCCCAGGAGGCCGCGGGAACCGGUGCCCAUCUCCCUCCUGGGUCUUCAUUCGGCAGACAGUUAUCACCCACUGUGGCCUGAAGUGACCUCUGACCCGAACCCGGUACUCACGCGUACACUGGGGAAUGUUGCUUUCCCCACAUGGGGUCAGAACUUGGUAAGCUGUGAACAUCGGGCGAUGUGGUCAGAUCCGGACAAGAGCGAUCCAGUGACGCGCAGCUUCUGCUGGGGUGCGUCCCACUGGAACUGCUUAGGCACAGAAACCAGAGAUGCAUCUGUUACGAGUCUCCAGAGUCUUCACGGUCAGUACGGGCCACCGGUCGUCAAACCUGUCCCUCAGUCUUUGGCAUCUCAUUACACCAGAGGGGUUCUCAACAGAGAUGCCACCAGAGAAGGAGAGACGAGGCUGCACUUUGAAGAGGAGAGUGGGAGCACUGCUCAGUGGCAGGAGAAAUUGUACAUCCAGCAAGCACUGCACGACUGGAGAGCAAGAAAGGACUACAGCGUGAAUCGGGGUCCUCUGCCACACGCUGAGCCUGGCACAGAAUUUCUCAGGCACAAAUAUUAUUCUGAGUUUAGGGACUCACCACAAGAAAAAGUGGUCAAAACAGAGGACCUACAACACCAGGAGCUUUCUGGGGCUUACCCUUCUUUUCCCAGCACCGAGCGGUCAGAAACGAGGAGUGAUGCGCACACGAGAGAUGAGCUCCCCCUAAUGGCCGUGAGCGAAAAUGCAGAAUCACGGAGGCAGCUAGAACCCGCAGCCAGCUCCACUCUACUGUCGUGCUUCGCGGAGGGCUCUUUGAUCGAGUUGGCAGGGGGCAAGCUGAAGCGGGUGGAGGACCUAAAGAUGGAGGAUUUUGAGUACUGUACUGAAUUGUGCCCUGAAUUGAGUUUGAGGAGAUUUACUGUGCAGAAGAUCAUAGGCUCACACACACCUGGGCUGAUCUGUUUAGAGGUGGAGCUGGAGGACGGUUUCUCUUCUAAGAUGUCUCUGGAGGUGUGUGAAGAAUACCCGCUGUUCGCGUGCGCUCGCGGCUGGGCGUCCUGCCAGCCCGAGCGCACCGCGCGCCUCUGCAGCCUGCGCUGUCACCAGCUGCGUCCGGGAGACCUCUGCCUGGCACUGACGCCCACACCCACACCCGCUGCUCCACCCGCUGCUCCACCCGCACAGGCCGAGACGGGGGACGAGCAGGAGAACGGCACGAAAAGGCCCGUAGAGCGCGCAACACUGAGAACAGCACGGAAGAGACACAGCUCAGCGCCCGCACUCAGAAACGUCUUCUAA
Electrophorus electricus (electric eel) is the source of this 1775-nucleotide messenger RNA. RefSeq lists its product as uncharacterized. Lineage: Eukaryota; Metazoa; Chordata; Actinopteri; Gymnotiformes; Gymnotidae. Gene Ontology annotation, molecular function: RNA binding; protein binding. Gene Ontology annotation, biological process: negative regulation of transcription by RNA polymerase II; nervous system development. Gene Ontology annotation, cellular component: nucleus. The record is from RefSeq and is a predicted model, not a curated record.